This is a messenger RNA of Bipolaris sorokiniana ND90Pr, 672 nucleotides long. RefSeq lists its product as uncharacterized. Bases 230 to 589 code for a protein of 119 amino acids. The transcript has a single exon. NCBI's taxonomy places the organism in Eukaryota, Fungi, Ascomycota, Dothideomycetes, Pleosporales, Pleosporaceae. The record is from RefSeq and is a predicted model, not a curated record.
GUGUUAUCAGACAUGGGCUGGGUUUGGGCAGGCAGUCGUGUAGUAUGCGUAUGGAUGAUGGUUGUAUGGAUGUCGACGUCGUGAUCCGUGGGCGAGUGUGGGCGAGGGCAGCGCUGAGUGGCUGGUGGAAUGGGGCCGGGCAGGCUAGAGAGCGGCGGCGCAGGGCGGGCAGCCACGGCAUGCCAGGUACGUGGGCUUGGGCUGCAUAUCGUCUGCCGGCGCGGGUUUUAUGCAUGUGCCUAUGUAUGUAGUGUGUGGACAGCGGCCAUCUAUUUACACAGUCGUCCUAUAUACAUACACACUCAACUGGCUGUGUUUCCAUGUCGUCGCCGUUGGAAAUUGCGCACUCACUUGGGCCAGCCACGCAUGGGCGCCUUGUCCACACACACACACUACCCUUUGCCUUGCCGCGCCUCGCCUCGCCUUACCUUGCCGCGCUCGCUCGCUUGCGUGUCUUGCGUCUUGCGUAGUAUUCCGUCGUGUUGCAACUCGUGCCAACGCCCCCGGUCCCUGCUACCCACUUCUCGACCCCCGGCCGUGGAGACCCCCGUCACGUUCCUCCGCUUCAUCAGCCCGACGCACCUCCUGAAGCUUCCACCCACCUGCGGCCUCUUGCUAUAGUACUUGUUGCUAUUCACCUACCGCUGCCACGCCAACCACAGCACCUCCACU